AGUGUGAAGUAUAUGUAGGUGCAGUGUCUAUAUUAUUCAUUAUAAAAUUAUCAUUUUAUUUUUCACGAUCUAUUUAUUGCGUCUUGACUUUUUAACCUAUCAUAAAGUAUAAAAUAUCAUUGACGAUGUCUGGUAAACGUAAUACUUAAGAUGUCCGAGAAGUCGGAAGAAAUCAAUACAAUUGAAUUUGAUCCUAUUCUCCCUGAUUGUGGGAUUUUGUUCUUCGAAGAAUGCCCAACUGAGUACGAAAUACAGCGGCCCAUAUUACUGCCUUUAAAAUCUAUAACGCAACUCCGCUUCGAACAGCUACAACAAGAAGCAGCAAGACUACGAAGGGAUACAAAUAAAAGUGCUAAACAAACCCCAUGAGUUGGAUUUAAUUUAAUAAACAGCUAACACAAUGGCUUACACACUGUUCGUUAUAGAAAUUAUAUCGGCAUUCAUUUUAGCUGCUACAUUACUGUAUAGAUAUGGAGAUUGUUACAGGAAUCAUAUUCUGGUCACAGUAUCAGUCCUUAUUGCCUGGACCUUUUCAUUUGUUAUUAUGUUUAUACUACCCCUGGAUGUGUCAUCGACUGUUUACCGGCAAUGCCUUCAAGAAGACAACUCAACAAGCCCUGUUGUAUUCCAAACCAAUGUAUCCAGCACUGAAUCCCCAGUGCCCGGACAUUGUCAGAAGCCAUGGAGUUAUGUACCAGACUCUGUAUUUCCGAACCUCUGGAGAGUUGUAUAUUGGACAUCACAAUGUUUGACUUGGCUUAUUAUGCCAAUGAUGCAGUCAUAUAGCAAAGCUGGAGACUUUACCGUGAAAGGCAAAUUGAAAUCUGCAUUAGUUGAUAAUGCAAUUUAUUAUGGAUCAUACUUGCUUAUAUGUGGCAUACUUCUGAUAUACAUCGCCUUAAAACCUGGUGUAUAUUUAGAUGGACCUAAAAUAAAAGCUAUAGCAUCUUCAGCGAGUAAUACAUGGGGUCUGUUUCUAUUGAUUUUGUUACUCGGUUAUGCAUUAGUUGAGGUUCCAAGGAAUUUGUGGAAUAACUCGAAAAAGAACUACACACUUACGUACAGUUAUUUCAAAAUAGCUAAGCUAAGUACAGAUAAAUGUGAAGCGGAAGAAACUGUGGAUGAUAUAUUGGAUUCGUUAAAUUCAGUAAUAGCGGCAGUCGGUCCAGGUCACCCGUUACACCGUCAUGUAGAGACGAUAGUCCAAAAGUUGCCAAUACAACUGCGGGAUAGGCUUAAUUCACGAGUAGCUCCAGAAAGGCCCACACCACCCUCUUUUAAGUCCCUUGUCAAUUUGCAUAAAAAGACAAUCAAAGCACUGCACGUGCUGCAACGCACAGAGACGCAGUGGGGGCUGAUGCUGGAGCGCAUCAUGCACCUGGAAGAUGUGGCGAGCAACGCGCGCGCACCAGACCGUCGCUUCCAGCACGCUUUCCACACACCCCGGCCACGUCUGCAUAGGAUCUUGUACCCACCAAUACUCGAGUGGUACUGGGAAUGCCUACUUAGGCCAUACUUCUUGAAGUCAUUGGCGGUGGUGACGGGGCUGCUGUCUGUGGCCGUGGUCUGGUCUGAGGUCACAUUCUUCUGUAAGAAGCCGGUGCUCUCAAUCUUCGCCAACAUUGUAAUUGCCGCUAAGGAUACAUACAAUUAUGCUGCUAUUGUGUCAGUGUCAACGCUGAUAAUUGGAUAUAUGUUCUACUGCGCCUACUCCACGGUGCUUAAGAUCCGUGUGCUGAACCUGUACUACCUGGCGCCGCAUCACCAGACCAAUGAGUACAGUCUCAUCUUCUCCGGCAUGCUGGUGUGUCGUCUCACGCCCGCCAUGUGCCUCAACUUCCUCAGUCUCGUGCAUAUGGACUCUCAUGUCAUCAAGCAACGCAUCAUGGAGACCUACUACACGCAAAUAAUGGGCCACAUGGAUGUGCUGGGUAUAAUAGCGGAGGGUUUCAACAUCUACUUUCCAAUGCUGGUGGUACUGCUGUGCGCCGCCACCUACCUCUCCCUGGGCAGCCGCCUGCUCUCCCUCUGCGGAUUCCAGCAGUUCGUGGGAGACGAUGAUCUCACCACAGACCUUGUGGAUGAGGGACGCGAGAUUGUUAAACGAGAGAAACGAAAGCGUCAGCGCGCCGAGGAAUCUCUGUCGCGAAGACGCGACUACACUGAGCGAUACAACUACCGCACGCGCGAACCUCAGGACGGAGCCCACACCGGGCUAUUGAAUGACGUCGACUCAGAUUACUACGUCACACCGAGUCCGGACCGAGUCGGAUCGUACCAGACGGAGCCGUACCGGGGACUGGGGGGUUCGUACCAGCGCGCCGAGGUCCCGUACCAGGACAUCGACCAGAGAUUCGGAGACAGUACCCUGCCUUCCAUCAGAACAGAGUUCGAAGAUCGAAGGAGGGACAAAAUGACGAUGCCUCCUCGAGGCUUAUUCGACGAUGUUUAGUGAAUUUGUAAGUGUAAUGAGCAAGUUUUUUUAUGUACAAUUAGGUACUAGGUAUAGAAUACUCUGCAAAAAUAUAAACCUAUAAGCUUUGCAUCAAAUGGAUGUAAUACUAAUUCUAGAUUAAUGUGCAAUAUUAAAAAAUGGUGGAACAAAUUCAAUUUAGCAGAAAUAAUUUUUUAAGAUGAGGUUAGUAAACUAUCUGUAGGUCAAUAAAGGAACUUUUUGACAAAACUUUGUAUCAAAGACAAUAAAUUAGUAAUUUCUAAUCUGAUUCUAAACUACCAGGAAUCUACAGAAUCGAAAAAAAUAUAUAAAAUUGUAAAAUUUCUGACACACCUAUUAAACUAUUAUUUAUGAACAAAAUGAAUUUAAAAACCUUGUCGAUUCAAUCAGUAGCAAAGUAACAAAUCAAUUGAAAAUAGUGAUUUAUAUGAGAUAUAGUAAAUAUAUAGCAUUUUUAUGAGUCAAUUGUAACUAAUUAACUAAGUAAAUUGUAUUAUGUAAACAUGCAUGUACGUGUAAACCGAAAAUACAGUCAAACCCGGAUAAACGAGAAACCUCUAUAAGCGAUGGUCAUUGUCAGGUCCCGAAGACCUCCUUAAACGAAAACUGCUUUUCUAGCAGGGUGAAACAAAAUGCAUUCGCUCCGAAGCGAUUCCAUAGCGAACAUCAAAAUUCAAUGAAACUGACGCGUGACAAUCACGUGACUUAUCGAAAGUUUAUAGAAUUGCUUCGGAGCGAAUGUACUUUGUCUUAACCCUCAGGUUCGACUAUAUAUCGGAAGAGUAGUUAGAAUUUUUCCUCGGUCUAUUCCAAAUCAUUUAAUUAAGUAUUAAAAAUAAUAUUUGCACGAAUCUUUCACAUUACCUUAGCUUUUAAACCAUAUUAAAUAAUUAGAUAAAAACGUAUUAAAAAGAGCUUAAUAGAUUUGACUCAAUAUAGAGUCAAAGUAAAAGCUUGCUCAUACAUUUGUUAGAUGAAUUGUGAUUUAGUGUGUUUAUAAUUUUACUUUCGACCAGGUCUAAAUAUUAAGCUGUUUAAACAAAAUGUAUUAAAUAAAAGUAUACGUCUAUUCAAAUAUCUUGGCGGCUCAAGGCCAUCUGCGCAGUGCUCCCCCGCAAUACUUAACAGCUACUCUUACGAUGUUUCGAGCCACCAAGAUAUUUGAGAGCGUCAAUACAAGAGAAAACAAAACUGAAAACUUACAUCAUAUUCUUUUUUGUGGAGACUUUUAUUUAAAUGUUUAAAACAUAGAGCUUUAAUUAUCUGUUUCUAUUUAUUCCGAAAUAAAAAUCCGAUAAAGUUAUAUAAACUUAUUUCAUACUUUUUUUUUGUUAAUAAGUCAUGGUCCUGGUCGAGGUGCUUAUAUAAGAAAAUGUAUGAUGUAAUAGUGAAUAUAUUAAUAGUAUUAAUGAUUACAUAUAUGUACAAAUGUUAUUAAUUCUCGUCAACUAUCGUGGAUUAUUCAUACAUUUAUACGUUUGAAGUUAUAUUUUCUUUUAAUUAAACAAAACAGUAAAAUGUUUUAGUUAAAAUUCUGCAGAAAUAACUUCUGCCGAGUAAACAGGGUUCCACGCGCCCUCUUUUACAUAAGCUUUGAUAGCUUUUAAUAUAUUUUAAUCAACAGCUCUUUAUACAGGAUGUCUAGAAAUUCACGGAUCAAACAAAUAUGUUGGAUAGGGUCGUCUCCACCAAAUAAUGUUCGACAACCUGACAUAACCUAACCACUAAGGAGUUGGAUUGAUUUUCUGUUUAUUUUAAUUUUUAUAUAAUGCAUGAUUUUUACUAUAACUGGAGUUGCAAAAACAUUUGCAAUAAUUCUUUUGAUCCAUGAAUUUUUGAGCACUCUGUAUAGUGUAAUUUAGUACGUAAGAGAAUAUUGUAUUUAGCGAAGUGUUUACAUUUCGCUCGUCCAUUCUUGUCAAGUUAUAGUGUAGGAGCUUGUUUGUUGCUUCAGCUGCUAAUAUUUACUAUAGUUUAUUGCGUAUUUAAAUCGAUCAUGUUUUAUUGUUGACGUUAUUUUUGUUUCAUUCCAUAGAUUUAUGUGAUGCGAUUGCAUUAAAUUUUUAUGUGAUAUACUAAA
Messenger RNA from Papilio xuthus (Asian swallowtail), 4535 nucleotides. Its product is annotated as LMBR1 domain-containing protein 2 homolog. The transcript is spliced from 10 exons. The record is from RefSeq and is a predicted model, not a curated record. Gene Ontology annotation, cellular component: membrane. Bases 401 to 2452 code for a protein of 683 amino acids. NCBI's taxonomy places the organism in Eukaryota, Metazoa, Arthropoda, Insecta, Lepidoptera, Papilionidae.